Parasteatoda tepidariorum (common house spider) is the source of this 1084-nucleotide messenger RNA. The record is from RefSeq and is a predicted model, not a curated record. NCBI's taxonomy places the organism in Eukaryota, Metazoa, Arthropoda, Arachnida, Araneae, Theridiidae.
GGGAGGAAAAAAACUGUUUCAUCGCCAUAGCAAGCUUAAAGUUUUUUUUUUAACAAUUGUAUUUCAGCUUCUAAGACUCGUUCAGAUUUUCAAACAUUGUCAAACGAACUUCUUUAAUCUUUGUCAAUUUUUUAUAGUAUUUUAAUUUUAUUAAUAGUUUUAAAGGGUAGUGUGUAAAAUUGAAAGUUACACUUGUUUCUUAAUCAGAAACGGUACAUUUCACAGCAUUAAAAAAGCUUUGUCUUUGUCAAAUAUAUUUUCGAAACAUGUUUUGCUGUUAAAAUUCAAUAAUAUUUACAGAAAUCCCAGAAACUUUUUUAUCCAAAUUUAGGAAAGAAAUUUAAUUUAAAGACAAUAAAUAGAUAGUCUUUAUUUUAAGAAAAAAAAAAGAAAAGAAAUCUCGAAAUUCUUUCUGAAAAAUUAAAGAUACAUUCAAGAAAAACUAGGCUGGUAUUUGUGAACGAAUAUUCAUCUACGUAUAUCUAUUUAUUUUGACUAAAAGAAUAUGAGUGUGGAAGAUAAAAAGAAAGAGUACAAACGUGUGUCCGAGUUUUAUGAUGAAAAAUCUUUGUUUGUCACUGGAGUGAGUGGAUUUCUUGGAUCGGUUUUGUUGGGAAUUCUUCUCCAAAAUUUGCCUCAAAUCAAACGUAUCUUCAUUUUACUCAGACCAAAAAAGGGGGUAUUGCCAGCUGAAAGAAAGAAGAUAAUAUUGCAGAAAAAGCUGUUUCAUCGUCUUCUUGAGGAGAAUCCAAGUGCUGCAGAAAAAGUGAUUGCUGUUCAUGGUGAUAUCACCCAGCCUAAUUUAGGAAUGAGUGAUGAAGAUCUUACCAAAGUUACUGAAGAAGUUACGAUUGUCUUUCAUAUUGCAGCAGUUGUAAGUUUCACAAAACCUCUAAGGUAAAAAUACAGAAUUUUAAGUUUUUGUUUCCAAUUAAUAAAAUAUUUUUGUUUUAAAUACAAUAGACUAACAAUAAACCAUAUUAUUCGAUACAUUAUUUGUCUCAGAUGAAACUUGCAUUUAUAAAUUUGCGUACAAUUCCUGUUCAUUAUUGUUGAUAGAAAUACUAGAAAAUCCUUAAAUUUA